AGUAAAUGUCAAUGGGAAUUGAAAAUAGUUGUAAAACUUUGAAAAUCUUUUAGAGUAUUUUAAUGCUUACUGGUAUUUUUUAGCUAGGGUUAUAGAGUAUUGGCUCUUAAAAUGUACCAGAGACUUAAAAGAUGAUGAAAAGAGUGAGUUUUGGUCACCUGAAAGCAACUUUUUCAAGACCACCUAAGCAUCAAGGUGGCUGUCUUCAUGCAAAUGGCGACACACUCGAUAAUAAGGACGCUGAAAAAAGGACUAGCUUUGAAGUAGAUCGUGAACAACAAGCUAGCUGUACUCUUCCAAAAUGCAGCAGUGAGAACUGUUUGUCGAUAAAUAGAAAAAAAGGUAACAAGAAUAUCUUGACAGCAUUACGUUGCAAAUGGCGUAAGACCCGUACACGGAAAAAACGUCAUGAAAAUCGUCACACUCACAGUCUGUUGUGUGAUUCUAGAACAAAUACUCAUAACCACACUUCACAUUCUGAGACCCCUGAAAUAGGACUUGAAGUUGUUAGCUUUAAAACUCAAAAACUUUGGUCAAAACAAUCAAAAUCAGUAACUAGAAGUGCAGUGUGUCCAAUGCCAUCUCCUAUUCGCUGUGUUCGCCGCGAAUCAAGUAGUGUGCAUGAGUAUGAGAAUGAAGAAGGAAGUGACCAGACAACAUCGGCCCCAGGUACAAAUAAAGCUUCAACACAAGUAGGUAUUGGCUUAAAAUGUUCAGAACCUGAAGAAGAUAUUGAGGUUACAGUUGAAGGUCUGUGUACUCAUUGUACAUCAUGUAGUUAUGAAAGAGGAUCUGAAACUGUCUUAAAGUUUUGUGAUACUGGUAGUUCAGUAACAUUUUGUUGUAAAAAAUUAAUCACAGAUGAUUUGUCUAGAAAUGUGAAAAGAAAAAUGUAUAAUAGUUAUUCUACUAAUAGGAAUAGUGCUAUACUAGAGAAAUGUGUUUCAGAAGAUGUAACAGACAAAAGUGUUCCAGAUAGUAAGUUAUAUUCUUCUCCCAAUACAUCUAGUCACUCAGUACAAGAAAACAUAAAGUCAUUGGGUAACACCACUGGUGCUGAGGAACAAGAUUUAAAGUGUAAUACUCUAGUGCAAAGAAGUGAAAAUGAAUGGAACAUUUCAAAGUCACUUGAAAUCCCUCCAAAUAUUUCUAGUUUAGCCUUGGACGUGCCUUCGUCAUCUAGUGAUUUCCAGAGUAAACUAACAACCUUUAAUGCUUGUGCUGAUGUACCUGAUAGUUCUAAGACUGUAAGCAUUACAGAAGAGUUGUUUAAGCUGUCCAAAUGUGGAUGGUAUUGGGGCCCAAUUACUCGUAGUGAAGCUGAAGAAAAGCUCUCUGAUCAGUCAGAUGGGGCUUUCUUGGUGCGGGACAGCUCAGAUGAUCGUUACCUCCUUAGUCUUAGUUUCCGAUCAUAUGGGCGGACUCUUCAUACGCGUAUUGAGCAUUGUAAUGGUUUGUUUAGUUUUUAUGCUCAACCAGAACCAGAGGGUCACUCAUCAAUUGUAGACUUGAUUGAACAGUCCAUGAACUAUUCUCAGUCUGGAGUGUUUUGUUAUUCUCGUAGUCGAUAUCAUGGAUCACCUUCCUUUCCUGUGCGUUUGACAAAACCUGUAUCUAGGUUUACUCAAGUACGUACUUUGCAGUACUUAUGUCGCUUUGUGAUUCGUCAGUAUACCAGAUUUGACCACAUUCAACAUCUUCCACUACCAGCUUGCAUCAAAGGUUAUCUGGAAGAAGGUCACUAUUAAAAAAAAAGAAAAUUGGUAAUAUUUUUCCAAUUCCGAAAGUAAUUUAGCAGGACAAAAGUUUUUCAAUUACUACUAUUGACUAUUCAGAGUUGUAAAGAAAAUAGUUUUUUGAUCAAAUAUGAGCUCAAUUAGGUUUAAAUAUUUAAAAUGCAUUUAUUGUACAUGUUUCAUGGAGCUUUGAACAGCUAUGAAAAAAAAGACUGAGUAUAAAUGUAAAUAUGUUUUUUAAGUAAUAGUCUCUUGUUUUUUAUAUUAAUUUUUUAUAUAGUGUUGAAGCUUGAAUACACAAAUAUUACAGGUGGUAUAAGACAGUAUAAAGGGCAAUUAUCAUGUAGAAUCUAGAACAUGACAAGCUCAGCAAAAUAUUUAAAAACGUAUAUUUGGAGAAAUUGCUUUAGUUGAUUUAGAAACUUUAUGAUAAUAUUUUCUCAAAUUUAUUUGCUAGAGAGGUGGUAUUAUCAAUGGUUUUUUAUUGCAAUAUAAAAGCUAUUAAUCUAACAACCUGUAGGCAUCAUAUACAUCUUAAUAAAAAGUAAAAAUGAUAAAUGUUUAAGUAUUGAUGAAAACUUUUUCUCGCAUUGCUUUGUUAUUUUAGUUGUGUAUACAGGUAUAAAACAUAUUGGUUUCAUCUCAUUUAAAAUUAGAUGUUUAGUUUUAAGAUAGAGUACAUUUAGUAUACUUUUGUUAUGAAACAAUAUUAAUGGUAUAUUUUAACUUUUUCCAUAUGGGCCCGUAAAAGCUUGGCCAUUUUGACCAAUCUUACUAUCACCAUGUAACUGUGAAACUAUGUAUACUAUAAUGAAUACACUGUGUUUAUUUUCAUGAAAUUUGGCAAGCUUUUGAUAAAUAUUGCAAUUGUGUUCUCUACAAAAAUCAAAUUUUGUGAUAAAUAUUUUCACAAAGUAUUUGAAUUUCUGAAGUACUGAUGCAGUCUGAUUGACAGGUUGGAUUUUCAGACUAAGAAUAAUGAUACUUCUUUUUAUCUUACAGUUUUCACAUUUCGUUUGCAUAACCUCUAGAACCUCUUAAUGAUUUUCAAAAGCUUUAUUUGCAAACAUAUAUUUUAUCUCUUAUUUUCUCUGCCAUACUACUAACUGCGGUACAUCUGCUGUUAUGUUAAACUUAUAUCAAAGUUUUUCUUCAUUACCCAUUCAAGCCGCCUCAAACCAUUAUUAGUCUCAAAGUGGGUUCCUCGUCAUUGAAUUUUAACUGCAGCUAAAUCAUCAGUGUGCAAUGAAUAUAAAUGAAAUUAAAAACUAUGAAAUGAAAUAAAUUAUACCUUUUUUCUUCUACUUUAUAUGCAUCAUUUGUCACUACAUUUUCAGUUAAUGAUAUUCACAAUUUGAACUGUUAACUUUUUGAGAUAUAUAUAUUUGCUUUGAAUAUUGUAGUCUUAUUACCUGGCUUGUACCACAUGAGCAAUUUCUUCAUUCAUUAAAAGCAUUAACUCCCAUUUUAACAGAUUCUUCAUGUAUAGAUAUUACUGUGCAGUUAAAUAGUCCUAUAUUAUUUUUCUCUAAAUUCUUUGCCCAAACAAAAAUUCAUGUAUCUUUCAAAUGUUUCACAAGAAUAGAAUGUCCCAAAACUACUGUAAUUUAACUGGUUUUCAACUGAGUUACAUAUAGGGGAAAAAAUUUCUAUUACUGGUAUGAGUAACAACUUUGCUUAUACAUUCAUCAGUGACUCCCUUUCAACUGAUAUUUAUUGCCACCAAAUUUAAAAAAGACAGUUUCAAGCUUGAAAAAAACAUUAUAUUGCUUUUUAAAUGUUUUCAUCAAAUAAGAAUACAGGUUUUUGUAAAACUGUCCUUGAAAGUUAAGGUGGACAGGUCUUCUGUUGUGGGAUGGUAUUUUUUUUUUUUUUUAUUAGAAUAACCUUUUGAAUAAAAUUUUGAACGCAACUGUGAAACUUUAUGAGAUGCACACUUGUCAAAUUGACCAAGGUGAUAUGGAACCUGUAUGGAGAAGGUUAAUUGCUAAUUGUCAAAACAUUUCUAUGUAUCUAUAACUAAUGUCAAUGUAUAAUUGCCCCAUUCUGUUCAGUAUGCAAGAAGAUAAAUGCUCUUAUUUUUUUCUGUUAUAGCCUACCUGUGAUACUUGUCCUGCAUUUCUUUCCAUUUGAUGUUAGAAUGACUUAUUAAUGUUACCAUACUCCACUUAUGCAAAUUUAUUUUAUUAUUAGUUUGAUACUUGUAUACUAUUACUACACUACAUUAGUUUUUAGUUUAUCAGCUCAUAGCAAGAAUAGUUUUAGUCACUUGCCAUUUUGAAGGUAAUUUUUAAUGACUACAUGAUAGGAAGGUUAUUCUAAUUAUCAGUAUGUUGUGGCUGAUUGUACUUUUGUGUGAUAUUCAUUAUCUGUACUUGUACAUCCUAUGAGAUAUUUCAGGUAUCAAUAUAUUAAAGAUUAUUUCAAAUACUAAAAUGUAAGUUCACUGGAAAUAUGUAGAAUAUGUACUUUCAAUACUUAAGAUUUUCAACUAUAGGGAGUUAUGGACUUAAAAAAUUAGUAUCUCUGUUUAAUAAUCUUUGGUGCUGCUUUAACUCUAAAUGUAAGGAUCAAAUGCUUUAGAAAUAUCAGUUACUGUGACAGUGUUGGGAAACUUUUGGAGAUCAUUUUUAUUUUUUAAAUUGGUUCAUUAGUAGUGUAAUAUAAACAUUUGCUUGAAGUAAGAUGACUUAAAGCUGAAGUCAGUAAACAGCAUAAAUGCAAAGAAACAUUCAGUUGUCUUCAUUCUGAAUAGAUAAUUCAGUGUACAUGAAAAAUAAGGAAAUAAAAAAAAUUUGCUAUAAAGUUAUUACUUAAAAAAAUAUUUUAUAAAGAUCAUGCAUGUACCAGUAACCAUGAUGAUGAACCCUUUUGAUAAACCCUUGUUACACCAUUUGCUUGUUAUGUUAGACAUUUUUCAUACAUAAUGACAUUUAGGUUUUAGAAUAUUAGAAUGUACAUGUUAUGUAUGCAUACAAGCAAGAUAUUACAUGCUUUGAAAGUGAGGCACAUUGAAUAUCUGAGUUUUAAGUGACUUUAUGAACAUGCUAUGCAUAGACUUCAGUAGGUUAUGAAGUCUGUUUAAACAUAUUUAAAUUUUGCAUUGUAAAGGCUUAUGGAAACAUCAGUUUUUUCUGAAAUUGAAAGGUUUUAGAAUUUAUAUUAAAAAUGCAAUACAGAAAUAUCCAUAUGAUUAGGCUGUGUUCACUACAUAUGAAUUUAUAAAGAAGUUAUUACUAAUCCAAAAUAUAUAUAUAAUUUUUGAACAAGUAAAAUUAUUUAAAUGGAGAUAUUCAGUGUUUAGGAUACAGACUGGUAACUGAUAAACUAGUGUCAUAUGAAAGUUCUUAAGCCCAAAGUCUUAUGGAAACCAUUUUGAAAUAAUUUGUUCAUGGAUGUAUAGAUCUUUUAAGAAUUUUAGCAUAUAAAUUAUAAUUUUGUAUAAAAAUUCUUAGUGUGUAUAUAACUGACUCUGUCUAUGAGAAUUAUCACAAACAAGUUGUAAGUCUUGUAGUUCAUCUUGAAAUCUUUUUGUGCAUGUUUAUGGAUAAUUUAGCACACACACAAAAAAAAAUAUUCAAGCAAAUUUUAGCAAAUACAAAAUAAGUCUGAUUUGUGUUAUGUGCAAGUGUACAAAUUAAUAAUUCAGGGUAACAUAAGAUCUCUUCAUAUAUAUACACUCCCAAAAUUUAUAAAAAUUAACUUGUUUGUUUUCCAUUUACAAAGAAGACUUGUGUAGUUUUAAAAUUAUAAAAGUUUCAUGAACAUGCCACAUCUAGCAUCACAUUUUCCUACAAGAUAGCUUGAGAGGCCCUAUUUACAUAACUUUUUAGAAUAAUUUAUCCUAUGAAUAGCUGUUUGAAAUAUUUUUUUACUUAUUCAACAGAGUUCUAAUGGUUUAUUUUGAUUAUAGAUUGACAAAGUUUAGAGAUUUCUAUACAUAAACAGUGCAAAUUAUAACUGGAAAUUUUUCAGAGAAAUUAAUACAAAUUUUAUAUCUGUCAAAUAACCUU
Limulus polyphemus (Atlantic horseshoe crab) is the source of this 5749-nucleotide messenger RNA. RefSeq lists its product as uncharacterized. The transcript has a single exon. Gene Ontology annotation, molecular function: 1-phosphatidylinositol-3-kinase regulator activity. NCBI's taxonomy places the organism in Eukaryota, Metazoa, Arthropoda, Merostomata, Xiphosura, Limulidae. The record is from RefSeq and is a predicted model, not a curated record. The coding region runs from base 132 to 1748 and encodes 538 amino acids. Gene Ontology annotation, biological process: intracellular signal transduction; regulation of growth; protein ubiquitination. Gene Ontology annotation, cellular component: phosphatidylinositol 3-kinase complex.